Molecule: messenger RNA, 831 nt
Organism: Lasiosphaeria miniovina
Lineage: Eukaryota; Fungi; Ascomycota; Sordariomycetes; Sordariales; Lasiosphaeriaceae
Product: mediator complex, subunit Med21
Exons: 3
Coding region: 153-563 (136 amino acids)
Biological process (GO): regulation of transcription by RNA polymerase II
Cellular component (GO): mediator complex
Molecular function (GO): transcription coregulator activity
Source: RefSeq, a predicted model, not a curated record
ACCCCACACCCCUGCAGCGGGCUUGUAUCAACCCUCAAGUUAAGUCAACCGGAAGUCAACCUCAACGACAUUAAAACCACCAGUUCGUCUUCACAUUGCCACAACCACAAUAGCCGAGCGCCUAGCUAGAGUCAAACUUUAGGAAAGCAAACAUGGGCGACCGUCUCACACAACUUCAGGAUGCUGCAGAUCAGCUCGUGCAUCAGUUCAUUGCGUGCUACUACUACAUCGAGCGCCGCCAUGAGCUCGAAACGUUUGGGCCCAACGACAAGAUACACGACCUUAAAGAUAACCCCAAAGAAUUGGACUCGUUACCGCCCGAUGUCUUCCAGGCGGGUCAGCUCGAGCUGGCGCGCGACCUCAUCACCAAGGAGCAGCAGAUUGAGUACCUGAUAUCGAGCCUGCCGGGCCUCGACAAUAGCGAGCACGACCAGGAGCAGCUGAUCAAGGACCUCGAGGAGGAGCUCCGGGUCGCCGAGGCGCAGCGCCUCGAUGCGAUCAAGGAAAAGGACGAGAUCUUGGUGAGGCUCGACCAGGUCCUCCGCAGUAUCCGCCGCAACUGAAUUGGGGGGGGGGAGUGGAUCAUGAUAAGUGCAUUUAUCUUGGGAAGACCAUGGGAUGGAAUUGAGGGAGUCUUUCGGUGAAGCUCUGGCAUUACAUUUGAUUUCACGGCGCAACGGCGUGACAGGGAGGGGAAGGGAUCGAUACCCGUCUAUUUGUGUUCAAAGGUGCUAUAGGUAUCUUCAUGUGCAUGAUCAAUCCACUUCAGAUUUUUUAUUUAUUUCAUUUGUCAAUUAACAUUAAUGCAAGGGUCUGUCUCGUUUUUAGGUA